This is a messenger RNA of Galdieria sulphuraria, 3847 nucleotides long. RefSeq names its product ubiquitin carboxyl-terminal hydrolase 7. Gene Ontology annotation, molecular function: cysteine-type deubiquitinase activity; cysteine-type endopeptidase activity; protein binding. The coding region runs from base 39 to 3761 and encodes 1240 amino acids. Gene Ontology annotation, cellular component: cytosol; nucleus. The transcript has 5 exons. The record is from RefSeq and is a predicted model, not a curated record. NCBI's taxonomy places the organism in Eukaryota, Rhodophyta, Bangiophyceae, Galdieriales, Galdieriaceae. Gene Ontology annotation, biological process: regulation of protein stability; protein deubiquitination.
UUGUCAACAGUGUUUGUAAAGCUCCUUGGCGCUUUGUUAUGGACCCGAGCCUUAACGAGGAAGACUUGUACUUGGAAGACAAAGACGUGGUUUUCAUUGACUCAGAACAAUGGAAAGACAUAAACGAGUUGGAAGGGGACGAACGAGAAGAAGUUGGCGCCAUGGACCUUGCUUCAGAUGAAGAGGAGCCUGUAGAACCAGCUGAUAAAGUUUCGUCUUCUGGAAAGGAAGGUUAUUUUACGUAUAUGUUGGAAAAUUAUUCAAAAACGACACAGAGUAAACUAGCUUCCCCUUGGAGAGAUGUGGGUGGUUAUAAGUGGAGAUUCUUGAUUUUUCCUCGGGGGAACCAAACCAAAACUCACCUUUCUCUUUAUUUAGAGUGUGGUGGUCCCGUUCAAAGUCUCCAGUGUUCCUGGGCUGCACACAUAUUUAGUCAGAGUGCAAAGUUCAAUCUUGUAUGCAUCAAUCAGGAGGACUCCUCCAAGAAUAUUGUAAAGAAUGCAGAGCAUCGCUUUACAGAUAAUGAAAGCGACUGGGGCUUUAAGGAAUUUAUCAAGUUAGAUACUCUUCAGCGCCCAGAAAAUUGCUUUCUGGUAGAAGACAGUGUCAUAUUUGGUGCUCAGGUUACCUUAGUAGCAGAUGCAGCAUUGGAAACCAACUUCUUUAGCUAUGAUUCACGCAAGGAGACUGGCUACGUUGGUCUGAAAAAUCAAGGGGCAACUUGUUACAUGAAUUCUCUUUUGCAGACGCUGUUUCAUUUGGGAGAGUUUCGAAGAGCUGUUUAUCGUAUGCCAAUAACAGUUUCAUUAGAUGGUUCACACCCAGAAGGAUUGACUUACGCACUACAAAGAAUCUUUUAUGAUUUGCAAUAUAGCCCUACUGUAGUAAAAACCAAGAAGUUGACGGAUUCUUUUGGUUGGGACAAUACUGAUGCUUUUACUCAACAUGAUGUGCAAGAACUCAAUCGCAUACUAUGUGAUGCAUUGGAAGAGAAAAUGAAGAAGGAAACUAACCAACAAAAUACUAUUCAAAUGUUGUUCGAGGGAAAAUUGUUGAAUUACAUAAAAUGUAUCCAUGUCCCUUAUGAAAGCACUAGAGUAGAGUCGUUUUAUGACUUGUCUUUGAACGUUCGAGGCUGUGCAGAUAUUUAUGAAUCAUUUGAGAAGUAUACAGAAGUAGAAAUUAUGGAAGGUGACAACAAAUAUCGAGCAGAAGGUUAUGAAGAGCUUCAGGAAGCCAAAAAAGGUGUCAAAUUUUUGACACUUCCUCCAGUUUUGCAGCUGCAUUUGAAGAGAUUUGAAUACGACUUUAUACGAGAUAUGAUGGUGAAAGUCAAUGAUAAGUUUAAAUUUUAUGAAACAGUUGAUCUUAAUCAAUUUGUGGAUACAACGGCAGCCGAGGAGCAAGGCAUUGACGUGGAAAGCAACAAUUAUGUAUAUGUUUUACACUCUGUUUUGGUUCAUGUGGGAGAUGUUCACGGUGGACAUUAUUAUGCAUUUAUACGUCCUCAACCAUUGUCGGAUCCCUCAACCUGGUUUAAGUUUGACGAUGAAACAGUUUUAAAGGCAGAUAAGACGCAAGCUGUGGAUGAUAACUUUGGCGUCGGAGGAGAUGAAGACGAAUCUCCAGAUAAGAAAGCUCUAAACGAUGGAUUAGGUCCGAUUCCUCCUCCAAAGCUGAAGCAGUCUAUGGUUAGACGGUUUGUUAAUGCAUAUAUGUUACAAUAUGUUCGAGUUGACAAAGUUGAUGAAGUAUUAUGUCCCUUAUCAGACGAUGACGUUCCAGUUCAACUUCGUGAACAAUUUGAAAAGGAAAAGGAAGAAGAAGCGAGAAGAAAGAAAGAAAGAAUGGAAGCCCAUUUGUAUUGUACUGUAGCAGUUGCAACCGAAGCCAACCUUUUAGCACAUAAAGAUCUAGAUUUGAUAGGAUUGGAAGGAAUGGACUCUUUUAAAGUGAGAAAGACUUCCACUUUGAAAGAUUUGAAGAUGCUCUUACAUAGCAAGAAGUUGGUGAAAGAUAUUUCUUCAGUGAGGCUAUGGAAAUGUAGCAAAAGCCACAGGAAUGCGCUUCGUCCCCAAUGCUUAUUAGCCAACGGAAAGGAUGAUCAUAUUAUUACCGAUACUAGUGAAGGUGUUCAUAAUGGUGUCUAUAUGCGUGUUCCUUAUGCUGGGCGUGAAUCUAUGUUGGAUAAUACUCGUUUGUUUGUAUUCGUAGAAGAUUUAUUGGUGAUGGAUGGUCGAAGUGUAAGGGCCAAAGUAUUGAAUGAGAAGAGCUUGACAGGCAAUUAUUCAGUUGUAUUGAAUAGUGAUGAAGUUUUUUUGUUUUUUAAAUACUAUACACCGUUUCCUGUUCCUAUGCUUUCCGUUGUUGGCAAACAAUUGAUGAAGCUACGGGAUACUGUUGGGGAUGCCUUAGCAGUGGCUAAAGAAUUUGUAGGAAUCGAUGAAGAUGAAUCUGUUUUUAUUUUUGAAGAAAAACUGGGCCGAAAAAUUCCUCGUUUAAAUGACAUGUCUCGUAAUUUGAUGAGUUGUGAAUUGAAACAUGGCGAUAUUAUUGUCAUUCAGAAAGUUCCACCAGCUGCAAAUGAUGAAAGAGUAGUUUCUUUACAGAGAGCGGGAGGACGAUACUUGCCAACCUUUUUGGAAUAUAUUGAUUAUUUGUGGCAUCGUAUAGAAGUUGAAGUUAGAAAUGCGAAAGAUCCUCUUGGUCCUGCUAUUACAGUGGAACUAUCAUCCAAUGACUCUUACGAUAACGUGAGAAGAAGGAUUGCGAAUAGGAUUGAUUCUACUUUGGAUCCGGAGUACUUACGAUUUUAUCCCCCACAACUUUAUACUCCUGGACCUAGAAACUACCCGAUUACUCCAGAAGAGAGGCAUCUUACUUUGGAUGGUAUUCUUCGUUUGGAUUCUCGAACCCCUCUUCCGAGACUUUUAUAUUAUGAGCGAACUCGUUAUCCUUCUUCAGAAUACGAUCAUAAGGAAGAAGUUCUCGUGACUUAUUAUGAACGGAAUGAAGACGAUAAUAACUUUGGAAAUAAAGUGAACAUGAAUGGAGAGGAAGAGCAUCGACUGGGGCGUUCCAUGAAAGAAGAGGAAGAAGUGGAAGAACAACAAGGCGUGAAAUCAGAAACGACGCAUUUUGCUUAUCUCAAACAUUUUAGCGUUUUGAUUGCGCGAGAUCUUACCUUUCAUGAUUUGUUACGUCUCGUUCGAAAGUAUCUUAAGUUGGAUGAUUCUAUUCCUUUGCGUUUGUUAGAAGUGAAGGGACAUUUGAUUAUUCGUAUGAUAUCUCCAGGGGAGGCAUUAAGAUUUCCUACUUAUCCUCAUGAUCGCUUGGAAGUUCGAGUUGAACGCAUUCCUUCGGAAGAAUUGAAAAGUGACACUAGGGAUACCGUCUUAGUUCCGGUGCAUCACAUAUGUAAAGAAAAUAGGUAUGUUCGGUUACCUGAGUUGUUUGGUAUUCCAUUUGUCAUGCGAGUUUCACUAUCUGGAGAAUCUGUGAGUCAGUUAUUGAGACGAAUCGGUGAAUACUUGAAAGCCAAGAAAGAUGAGAUAAAGACAUGGAAGUUGUAUGAAAUCAGAGAUGGAUUAUUUUCUUCAUUAGAUGAUAUGGACAAGUUGUGGAAUCCAGAGCCCUUAUCGGAUGAUCGUGGAGAGUUUUCGGUUUCUUUGGGUUUGGAACAUAAGGAUGAAAACGCGAAACGCUGGCAAUCCCCUUUUCCGAAACCUUUUUCUGACAAACCUUUGAAGAUCCGCGGUUGACUAUUUGUUUUUCAUGAGAGAGGAUGAUUCCUUGUCUUGUUUUUGAAAGUAGUAUAAAACGACGGAAUAUAUUUCAUAUGUACAAA